AUGGAGAAUAACCUGGAGGAACUGGAGCUGCUGAAGACCCGAAGUUGUGCUAGGACACAGAUCCUGUCUUUAGGUGCUGGCUUUGACUCUUUAUACUUCCGCUUGAAGGACGCGGGUCUUCUGAGUCACACUGUGGUCUGUGAGGUGGAUUUUCCAAAUGUGGCAUACCAAAAAGCUGCUCUGAUUAAAGGAAUAAAAGAGCUGUUCUCCCUGGUGGGAGAUGCUGGAGGAGAAGAGUUAGGUAUCACCAUUGCCUUUUCUGGAAAGGAUUAUAAGUUACUAGGAGUAGACUUAUCAGAACUGUCUAAACUGGAGAAAGCCCUGCAGGAAGCAGGACUGGACAACGAAAUCCCCACCCUUUUCUUAGCAGAAGUGGUGCUCACCUACAUGGAAAAUAGCAGGUCAGAUGCCUUGAUACAGUGGGCAGCAGAGCAUUUUUCUCAGGCCUGUUUUGUGCUGUAUGAGCAGAUGCACCCCGAGGACCCCUUUGGGCAUGUCAUGCAGCAGCAUUUUAGCCAGCUGAAUUCUACCCUUCACUCCUUAGCACAGUACCCUGAUCAUGAGACACAGCGGAGGCGCUUCCUACAAAAGGGCUGGAGUGAGUGCAGCGUCAUGGACAUGAAUGAGUUUUUUACUUUUUGUGUUCCUGAAGAUGAGCAACAAAGAGUGCAGGCUCUAGAGCCUUUCGAUGAAUAUGAGGAAUGGCAUCUGAAAUGUUCUCAUUAUUUUGUCUUGACUGCAGCAAAGGGGAUGAAGCCUUCCUGGACUCCUUUGUUAUUGAACAUGGGAGUUCCUUGUGGUGAUGGUCCUGUCAGAGUGUCUGAAAGUAUCACUGUGUCAGCAUGUGGGAUGCACUCUGAAGCUGCUGGUCUGAGACGUUAUGGUCACCGCUCUGCUCUUAUAAAACCCAAUGUCAUUCUCACAACUGGAGGUUUUGGGGAGGAGGAUGGACAGCACCGUCGUAUGAGAAAUUUCCAUGUCCUAAUUAAGCAUGAAGGCUGCUGGAAAGCUGGCCAUGUGAAAAAGGAGAACGGUGGUAAAAUAUGUGAUGGGCGGUUGUACCAUACUGUGUCAUGUCUCUCGAACAGCCUGGCCCUGAUGGUAGGAGGACGGACAUCCCCGUCAAGCGCAGCUGUGGGAAUGCUGUGGCUAAAGUUCCCAGAGAGCAGUACUGCCUUAGACUCACAUGACUUUACAGUGGAGCUUGUAGACCUGCACACUGUUGCUGAACCAGCUGUUUUGCGUUGGAGACACAGUGCAACUGAAGUCAUGUUCAGAGGUGAAAAGUACCUGUUUAUAUAUGGGGGCCGUACUGCUACGCAGCCUGUGCUGUGGGACUGGCAUUUUCUGCACGCUGAAGAACUUUCCUGCUCUGUGAUUCCUGUUGAGGGUCCAGUACCGGAAGGCCGUCACUCUCAUAGUGCUUGUACCUGGAGAGGAGGAGUGCUUAUUGCAGGAGGCCUGGGAGCAGCUGAGCAGCCUUUAGGCUCAGUUUUCUUUCUCAGAAAGAUUGAACAUGGCUUUCAGUGGCAGACAGUAGAGAUGCACCCUCCCCUUGUCCCAAGGUAUUCACAUACAGCACAUGUGCAUGAGGAAAAACUCCUACUUGUUGGUGGAGUGUGGUUUCACUCUUCCUCUGUGCCAGGCAUCACUGUCAUUGACUUAAUGACUGGUCUUUGCACGGACUAUAUGAUUAGUGUGGAGCAUCUGGAGUGGCCACUAAUGUUACAUAAUCAUAGUAGUGUCUUUCUGCCAGACGAGAAAGAGUUGUUGCUCAUUGGUGGUGGUGGGAACUGCUUCUCCUUUGGGACACAUCUCAACGCAGAGCCUGUCUCCUUGAACCUCAGCAACAUCCUGACCAGCCACUGACAGGAAACAAACAGGACUGAGCUGUGCUGCUGCACUAUGAUGAGACAUUCACUUCUAGGUCCAAGAGCAGCAACAUGUUUCCACAGCUUUU
Molecule: messenger RNA, 1960 nt
Organism: Tinamus guttatus (white-throated tinamou)
Lineage: Eukaryota; Metazoa; Chordata; Aves; Tinamiformes; Tinamidae
Source: RefSeq, a predicted model, not a curated record